GAUUGAAUAUCACUCAUUCCCGCUUGACCUAUAAUAUGCUUCUGAAUACUCUCUGUCGAGAUGGUCUCUACGAUUCAAUAAAAAUGGUGUAUGACUGUAUGAAGUUGGAUGGGCACUUGCCUGAUAGUUGGCUGUUGGGAUCUUUGGUGUCCUCUUACGCACUAGCAGACAGGUUUAAUGUUUCGAAGGAAUUGCUUGAUGAUUUUAAGUCCAGUAAGUUUGAAAUAAGUGCUGUUGUUUAUAAUGAUUUGUUCAACGUCUUAGUAAAACAGAAAAAAGUAGACGAUGCCAUUGCCUUAUUUAGGGAACAUAUGGGAUCACAUUUUCGCCCAGAAACUUGCACCUUCAAUAUUCUAAUGCAAGGUCUUUGCAGAGCAGGAGAAACUGAUGAAGCCAUAAAGUUGCUCAAUGACAUGAGCAGUUGUGGUUGUUCCCCUGAUAUAGUUACAUUUAACACUCUUAUACAUGGUUUUUGUAGAAUUAAUGAGGUCAAUAGAGCAAAGAAUCUACUAGAACAAGUUUAUUCAAAAGGUCAGUUUGCCCCGGAUGUUGUUACUUACACGACACUAAUAUCUGGUUAUUGCAAGUUGACUAAGAUGGAAGAGGCCGCUAAUCUUUAUGAUGAAAUGAUUAGAUGUGGAGUUAAACCUAAUCAAAUCACCUUCAAUGCUCUUAUUGAUGGCUUUGGCAAGGCUGGUGACAUGACCUCUGCACUGGCCAUGCAUGAAAAGAUGCUCUUCCAUGGCUGUGUUCCUGAUGUUGUUACUUAUACUUCCCUAAUUGAUGGAUACUGUCGAAUUGGACAGGUGAAUCAUGGCUUAAACCUAUGGCAUGAAAUGAAUGCCAAAAAUAUCACCCCAAAUUUAUAUACAUUCUCUGUUCUUAUCAAUGCCUUGAGCAAGAGCAACAGAUUGCAAGAAGCUCGUGAAUUUUUAAGAUUAUUGAAGCUGAGAGACAUUGUUCCUAAACCAUUUAUGUACAAUCCAGUCAUUGAUGGAUAUUGCAAAUCUGGGAAUGUUGAUGAAGCUAACGUAAUUGUAGCAGAAAUGGAGCAGAAAAGGUGCAAACCUGAUAAGGUGACAUUUACAAUUCUCAUUAUCGGGCACUGUAUGAAAGGAAGAAUGCGUGAAGCAAUUGAUAUCUUUCAUAAGAUGUUGGCAGUUGGUUGUGCUCCUGAUGAUAUCACUGUAAAUUCUUUGAGAUCCUGUCUUUUGAAGGCUGGAAUGCCUGGGGAGGCUGCCCACAUUAAGCAAGCUCUUGUUGAGAAACAGACACCUAAAUCAUUAAAAAUGUCUUACCAUCCAGUGACGAAUACAGAUAUGCCAAUUGUAAGAGGAGAUCGUGGUUUUAAAGGCUAAUAUUAAAUGCUGGGUUUCAUUUCUUCCAAGUGAAGAAAAAGAAAGAGUUGGAUGAAAAGUAAUCCAAUCGACUAAUACACUUGGGCAUGUAACGACUCAUUUUUUCAAGGAACAAUGCUACCUCUACAUGAUAGUACCUCCGACUGCCAGUUGAUCGAGCAAAAUUUAAAGGAAACAGCAGAGCACAUAGCAAAUCCCACUGUGAGUUGUUGCCUCGGGUGUAAGAAGAAGCAUUCAAUUGAAGCAAAUCAAGAGGGAGAUAACGAUAAAUGAAUGAAAGAAACAGCACCAUAGAGAGAACAGGAGGCAUCACAAUAGCCUAUGAACACAAGGAACCUCUGUUAUUCUUCCACCGAGUAGAUCCAAGGCAUUGCAUAGGCGAUGUGUAAAAGCUUUGAGCUUCUGUUAUGGGACUGAAUUCCAUUGCAGCUCUGAACAAUCCCAAGUAGUAUUGGUGAUAAUUACCUCUCAUAUGAAGCCUAUCUCUUUGAUAGUCUUCCGCAAGUAGUUGGAGAGGUCUAUUAAAUAUUAAUGAAAAUAUCAAAGGAGGAUCUACAAUGUAGAAAUUCUAAUGCUGCUAUUUGGUUUUAGAUAAUGUUUAAAGGAUUGUUUUAUGGUAAUAUUUCCAAUCCAAGAUUUUUUGUAUUGACAAAAGUGAAUGUAUAUGAAACAUUCAGAAAUGGAUUAGGACAAAGAGAGAGAAGGAAUAAUGAAAUUGAUGUCAGUUUAAUUUGGUCCUUUAA
Messenger RNA from Neltuma alba, 2101 nucleotides. RefSeq names its product pentatricopeptide repeat-containing protein At2g06000. The transcript has 5 exons. The coding region runs from base 36 to 1358 and encodes 440 amino acids. Gene Ontology annotation, molecular function: protein binding. Lineage: Eukaryota; Viridiplantae; Streptophyta; Magnoliopsida; Fabales; Fabaceae. The record is from RefSeq and is a predicted model, not a curated record.